CGGUAAUGUAAUAAGUGACAGUGUUCGUAUAUGUCGAGAGCUUGAUGACAUAUAUAUAUUUCUGGUAUCGGCUGCUUCGUCUCCGUCAAUCUCCCAUCUAUACCCGUAGAUAUACGCCCCAAUCAUGAAAGCCGUACAAGUCACCAAAUAUGUCUCCGGGCCUCAAGAACUAUCCGUCACCACACUGCCUACUCCCUCCCCCGAUCCCUCGAAAUACCUGAUCAAAAUCCACGCCUGCGGUGCAAACUUCUUCGACUUACUCCAGAUCCAAGGCAAGUACCAGCAUCAACCGCCUCUACCAUGGAUCUCUGGUAUGGAAUUUGCCGGAGUUGUGCUUGCGACUCCUACGUCGGCCAAAGAGACCUCGGGCACGGUCGUGAGCAGUGUCGACGGCACUGUCAACACCAGGAUGAACCAUCGAUUCAAGGUCGGAGAUAGAGUGUUUGGUGGCUUCCACGGUGCCUAUGCGUCACACAUCCUGGCGCCCGAGUCAUCUAUCUUCCCCAUCCCCGAAGGGUGGAGUUUCGCGGACGCCUGCGGUGUCUACGUGACCACCCCGACCGCCUACGGCGCUUUGGUGACAAGAGCAAAGACACAGCCUGGCGAGUGGGUGUUGGUCCACGCCGGGGCCGGCGGUGUAGGAUUGUCGGCCGUGCAAAUCGCAAAGGCUCUAGGAGCCACGGUCAUCGCGACGGCGGGCACGGAGCGCAAGAGGCAGGUCUGUUUGGACUACGGCGCAGACUACGUGGUCGAUUACCGGGAUAAGGGUUGGCCACAAAAGGUGAUAGAGCUUUGCACGAAACACAGAACAGGGAAUGGCCAGGCUGGUGUGGAUGUGGUGUACGAUCCUGUUGGUAUGAUCGACGCGUCGAUGAAGUGUAUAGCGUGGAACGGUCGGUUACUGGUAAUUGGCUUUGCGGGAGGCAAUAUAGAGAAAGUCGCCCUGAAUAGGGUUCUUCUCAAGAACAUCAGCAUCGUUGGCCUGCAUUGGGGAAUGUACUCCAAGAAAGAGCCGGAGACGGAGCCAGUCGUAUGGCAAGGUAUCUUCGACAUGAUGAAGUCUGGUAAGAUCCGGGGUAUCACUUAUACCGACAAACAGUACAAGGGCUUAGAGAAGGUGCCUCAAGCGUUGUUAGACCUUGGAGCACGCGAUACCUGGGGCAAGGUAGUGAUCGAGUUGGGGGAACAUGAAGGCGAAGAAGGGAGGAGUAAGCUGUAAGAAGGCUAUGAUUGAUAUGCCGACCAAGGAUAUCUCUCUUGGCCAGAACCUUUUGCCCAACAAAGAUAUAUACUGUCUCGUAGACCUGGGUACCAAGCUUGGGGCCUGCAUAAUGUGGCUCCAUUGCGGAAGGCUUUUAGACCUGCAUUCAAUUUCACGAAAUGGAAACAACAGCAGCCCCCUCUACUGAACGGCAAUGGCUUCGAUUUCGACAUCCACG
Messenger RNA from Exophiala oligosperma, 1439 nucleotides. RefSeq lists its product as uncharacterized. Bases 125 to 1219 code for a protein of 364 amino acids. Lineage: Eukaryota; Fungi; Ascomycota; Eurotiomycetes; Chaetothyriales; Herpotrichiellaceae. The record is from RefSeq and is a predicted model, not a curated record. Gene Ontology annotation, molecular function: oxidoreductase activity; zinc ion binding. Gene Ontology annotation, cellular component: mitochondrion. The transcript has 2 exons.